This is a messenger RNA of Anthonomus grandis grandis, 1789 nucleotides long. Its product is annotated as histone H3.v1-like. The transcript is spliced from 6 exons. The record is from RefSeq and is a predicted model, not a curated record. The coding region runs from base 41 to 1789 and encodes 582 amino acids. Lineage: Eukaryota; Metazoa; Arthropoda; Insecta; Coleoptera; Curculionidae.
GUUCAAUUGAUAGAUCGUAAGUGAAUUAAAUGGUUCUAUCAUGAUUUUUCACACUACACUAGCAACUCUUCUACUUCUCCCUUAUAUAUCUACUCAAGCCCUACAGCCCACAAACAAAACCAAAAGGACCACAGUGAACGAUCAGAUCUACAGCCACGGAGAUGCCAAAGCCGUUCUAUUCUACAUGGAAAAUCCACGUCCUGUAGAGCUGCCCGAGCUGCAAGCAUCCGCAAGCAAUCAGGGCAUAAGAAACUUCUACCCGGCACCAUCUAAGCCUUUGGCUCUGGUUAGUGUGCAACAACCCAUACAGGUUUUCGAGCAAGAUAACCCGAAACAAGUGGCUGAGCAACAAGUCCUCUAUGAGUUCCAGCAAACUCCCACCAAUGCCGUGUCCAAUGUUCAUGUCAAGCAACUGUUCCAGCCCAGCAACCAGGAUAUGACCACCCCGAUCCCGAACAUCCAGGGGCAAGCUACGGAUCCGUUUCCGGUCACCCAGCCCAUAGCCUCGGGGUACAUUAGUAGCCCUUCAAACUUUCAGACGCAACAGAAGCAUUUUGCACCCCAAUCCUCGUUGGUGGGCAUUAAUAGCCCCAACAGUGCAGCCACCAUAGUGUCACCCGUGCACCAUAGCGUGUACACAAACCACGGCCUAGGAUCGGCCCAAUCGUUUAACUCUUACCAAAACCCAUUUUUAACGGAAACCCCGCAACAGUUCCAAAGCGGCACCAAUAAGGCCCCGGGAAAGUACAUCUAUUUAAAUGGCAAAAUUGUGUACAACCCGGUGCACAUCAUCCCUCAAUCGAAGCUAACCCCGAACAGCGUUUACCAUAAGGGAGUCUACCAUAACCAGCAAAAACUGCCCUUAUUAAGCAACAAUUUACCAAACAAUUUUAAGCUUAACCAGGCGCAGGCCCAAUCCGGUUUAAACAAAGAUUUCACUGUGCCAACGAGUCCUGCGCAGCCCCAAUUCGGACCGAAUAAUAAUAAUAGAGACUUUAGUCAUAGGGCUGCAGUGAAGCAACCCUCGGAAAAAUUGACUCCCCCGGCAUAUUUACCCCCCAUAACGAAACAAAAUGCUGGCUUUAAGGCCCCUAAGAAGCUGCACCCCAUAGACAAACCCUCGCAGCCCAUAAAAGAAGACGUACAGGAAGAAAGGGAGGAAGAGGGGGAACAGGAGGAGGAGGAGCAGCCCGAAAGGGAGGAGGAAAGGGAAGAGGAGCUGGAGGACGACGACGAGGAGGAUGCCGCAACAGAGAACGAAGAAGAGCGUGAAAGUCCAGAAAGUUAUAGUGAGGAAGAGACCUAUGGUUACGAAAGAUUCCCCUUCGAUGAUGAUGAUGAUGAUGAUGAAAGGGACCAUUACUUUAAACCCACAAAGUACAGAAAAAACAAACACCAUCACCAUGAGGAAGACCAUGAACAUCAACACGAAGAUGAUCAUGAAGACCAAGAAGAGCAUUCCAGGCACCAUCAGCCAUCCAAAAGGAAACACCGUAACCCGCCAAAAUACGACGACCGCGACUCCUUCGGGUUCCACGAGGGUUACAGCAGCAACAGCAAAUACAAAUACGCCAAGAAAAAUGGGAAAUUGACGAAAGGGGAUAAACCAAGUGGGAAGUUCAAGAAGGUGAAGUACUCGAAGGUGGGCCAGGGCAAGCCGAAAGUCGAGCACAUCGAAGGGAAAUUCUCGGAAAAUAUCCCGGUGACCCAUAAGGCGAAGAUUUACAAGGAACGCUGGUACGUGUCCAAGGAUAUCGAGGGCAACAUGGGCAGGAAACCGAAGAAAUAA